UCUGCACUCUGUCUGCUGCUAACCUCUCCUGCUGUGACCCAUCUGAUAAACACGCUGCAGGGCUGCAUGAUACACUCUGCUUUCCCCCCACAGGCUGUAACGGGAGGGCACUCUGAGAUCACCACAAUCGCCGGAGAAGUUACUAAACAACUUGGCUCAAGAGUCAUGCCCAGCUGAGUAAGCAGAAGUGCACAGGCUGCACGGCCACCACACCAGCACCGCUGCUGCCAGGUCAUGGAGGGGCUGUUUGACUAUGUGGGGCACUUUGGAAGCCCCCUGUCAUCUUGUCUUCAAGAUGCACAGAGCCUGAUCCUCUUCAGCAGCAGUGACAACAUGACAUAACAUACAUUGUGCUGGAAAAUGAAGCCACUGGGACCUGAAGGAGGGGAUGAAUGCUGUUCAACAGACACAGCAUGUAUUCCAAGCAUGUAUAUACUUUGCUUCUGCCUUUCAAGCAAUAUCUUGUGGAAUCCACUACUUGGCAUCUGUGUUUAUUGCUGUUACUCCGAAGUAUGUCUGCAGACCUCCAGGAAAUGCAAGCCUGAUAUCAAUCAAUAAUGUAUCUAUAUCUGGGAUCGAUGAAGCGUGGGGCCUAUGGACAUCACCAAAUGAUUACCUUGUUUCCCAGCAGGAUAAUGGUGACAUUUGGGAACUAAGCCGAUGCAGUCGACAUAAACUUACAAACACAUUAGAUCCAGCAAAUAGCUAUGAAGAAAAUAGGACAUUGCAUUCGUGUUCUGAUGGAUACUGGUACGAUCACACAAAUGUGGAUAGUAGCAUUGUUACAGAAUGGGACCUGGUCUGUGACCGUGAAUGGCUCGCUAAAUUAGUUCAACCCACCUUUAUGCUUGGAGUACUUAUCGGUGCAAUGUUUUUUGGUGAUAUCGCAGACAGAGUGGGAAGACGACCAAUAAUGUGGAUCACAAGCUCAUGCCAGUUCAUAUUCGGUGUUGUUGUGGCAUUUACCUUCGACUACUACAGCUUUGUCGUUGUUCGUUUUUUCCUGGCCACGGUUUCCAGUGGUUACCUAGUGGUGGUGUUUGUUUACGUGACGGAAUAUGUAGGGAUCAAAGCUCGUACAUGGGCUUCUAUUCAUAUACAUGCAUUUUUUGCAGUAGGAGUUAUGAUUGUGGCUUUGGUUGGUUUUUUGGUGCGCACCUGGUGGCUCUACCAAAUAAUCCUUUCUGUCAUCACCCUACCAUUUGUCCUAUGUUGCUGGAUGCUUCCUGAGACUCCUUUUUGGCUGCACUCCCAGGGAAAAUACAAAGAGGUAGAAGAUAUAAUUAGUACAAUGGAGAAGUGGAACAGAGUGAGCACAUCCUACAAUCUCGCUGAACUCUUGCCUGUGGAGGAAGCCAACACUGCUAGUGGACAAGAAAUUCAAAUAGCCAAAAAGCACAAUUUAUUACAUUUGUUUCACAGCUGGAGUUUUGCAAGAAGGACCAUGUCUGUGUGGCUCAUCUGGUUUACUAGUAGCUUGGGAUACUACGUGUUUGCCCUAAAUUCUGUCAACCUGGGAGGAAACGAAUAUGUAAAUCUUUUUCUUUCAGGCGCUGUAGAGAUUCCAUCUUAUAUUAUUUGCUGUCUCUGUAUGGACAAACUUGGAAGAAGGAACACACUAGUUCCAUUCCUGUUACUCAGCACUGUCUUUUGUGGUGUAAUUAUGCUCAUCCCUGAGGACUACAGUACUAUAAUCAUUGUUAUGAGCAUGGCGGGAAAGUUUUCUAUAGGUAUUGCAUUUGGACUUAUUUACCUAUACACAGCUGAACUAUAUCCAACAGUUGUACGGUCCUUGGCUGUUGGCAGUGGGAGCAUGAUGUGUCGGAUUGGUAGUGUGGUUGCUCCGUUCUGUGUUUACCUUACAGAAGUGUGGAUAUUUAUGCCACAGCUACUAGUUGGGAUUGUGGCCUUCAUUUCUGGCAUUUUAACCCUUCUGCUCCCUGAAACACUUGGGAUGCCACUCAUGAACACGAUGGAGGAAGCUGCAGAAAUGCAAAAAAAGAAGGAAAGUGCAAGGAAAUCACUGUCAGAAUCAAAUGGCAUUGUGAUGGAAAAAUUACAGUCCUCAAGUACAGACCUCCCUGAUGUAUAGACUUUGAAGCUACUGAUCAUGUGUUAUAAAUAAUCACAGGGAUUGAUUUCACGAACAUCGCAUAAGGCAUACUGUAGUGUACAUUGAAAACAUUGUAUUUCUACUAAGUCAAUCAGUUAAUGUGCUCAGAUGUGAAGUCGUAGACAUACAUGCAGAUCUAGGCCGAAGCCUGAUGUUUUUAAUGACAUAUUGAAUAAAAAACUCAAACAUUUUGCUGAAAUACAAACUCCAACUAAUUAGAUAAAUGAUUGCCAGAACAAACAAAAAGCUAACAUUUGUUGGACUAUCCAUUUGUUUGUGUUGAGAGAAAAGGUCACCUGUAGUAUUCCCAGUAUCCAAUGUCACCCACACACAGCCAGUGCCAAGAGAAAUCAGCUUUUUCAUAUGUUACCAAGUAACUAGUGUUUAUGUACAUUACUGCAUUCACUUUAUACUGGGAUCAUACAUUCAUAGCCAAAUGUUUGGGUUUUUAUACGUUGAAAUCGGCACCAAAAGAGAAACAAGUUGCUGCUUUAGAGAUGGAUAUAUUUAGUUUUAUAUGAUUCUUGAGUUUGUUUUAUUGAUUGCAAUACACAGUGAUAUGCACUAGAAAUGUUUAAUCAUUACAGAUGCGGGGAAUGAGUGGCAGAGUUGAGGAAUUUAUGUGCUAAGUAUAUGAUUUUUCAAGCACAAGUUAAUAAUGUUUGCAAAGCAUCCAAUUAUUAGUCUGUGUAAAGAAGUUAAACACAUAUGUGGUGUUGUAGAAAAAGUAUAAGACCUUUAUCGCGCUAAAGAUAUGAAGAGCUACACCGUAGGGGAAGUACCCCCUGUUAGACGGGGUACAAUGGUUACGAAUAAAAAAGAAAUAAAGUUUCCCCAGGGAGCUAGUGAUAUUCUUUGGUAUAUCAAGAGUUUUCACUUCAAAUAAAAAAAUCAUGAGAAAUAGACUUAUUUAUUUAAUAAAAUACAGUAAAAUAAGCUGUAUCACAAUAUGUCCAAAGUGACAAUCAACAAAGUUUCGUACAAAUAUUUGUGUUGGUAACAAUUCAGUCACAUAUUAACAUGAUAAUUGAUCCUCCUUGAAGAGAUGACAAAAACCGCUGUCUUAACCCAACGCGUUUCGUCCUACGGACUUCAUCAGGGGUUAUAUUUAUAAUCUAAACAAUGUGGAAAACAUUCCAUAAAUAUAUCAUUUUGUUUAUCUACAAUGUACUCCUAUUAAUUGCAAUUAUAAUGUAUACAUACCAAAGGAUCACAGUAUGGACAAGCAACUUAGCGUGUCUUCAAAGAUAAAUAAAAACACUUAAAAGUGAUAUCGAACUAGAUCACACCACAUGGGAUAUCUGUAAAAUUAUAACAUAUAUUAUAUAUAAAUAAUGACAGGAUAGGAAUAUAUAUGAGGAGGAAUGGAGGAUAGAAAACUGAAUAAAUGACAAAUGGGGUUUUCUUUAGUGGAUCAAAUCUGACCUAUUUGAUCUAUAUUGACAUAAUAACCCAAGACAGUUAAAUUGUUAUAGGAAAUUAUUAUAUUCAUCAUUUAUAAGCUAAAUGGAGCUGUUGCAAAAACUUAUCUUAUUUAUCAUUUAUAAACUAAAGUGGGGGACGUAUUGCUACUCAUUUUAUGGUGAUUUAUAAUUCCAUAAUCAUAUUAGUAUGAUACAUUUAUACAUACCAAUUAAGCACAUUAGAUGUAAUUCAUUCUGUGUUUAUCCACUGAGCCAAACUAUGUUUGGAGAUUUCUGAGAGCAAUUGUAUUUAAACCUAUAAUGGAAAACACAUUUCUAAUACUAUAUGGGUAUGAUAUAUAUUAAAAAUACUGGCCCAUAAUUUUCAUACAUACCAAUUGUGUUGAAAAAUAGCUCAUAGAGCAGCUUUUCACUAAAUCGCGUCCAAACGUAGAUUUUACACAAGGCAGAAAACUGUAAAUGUACCUAUGAUGGAGUAGAGUGUAUAAAUAAGGGAAUAAUGAUAUAGGUACACAAAUAAUUCUGAUCAGCUUUAGCUCUUUGUCAGAAUUAAUGUUUUAAGGAGGUAUUCGUCAUUACCCAAAAUAUACUGAAGGAUUUUGUAGGAAUUUGUUCAUAUCUGAUUUAAAAUAGCAGAAAGUAUAAACUCUUUUCAUCUAAAUAUUAGAUAUUAUAUUGAUAUUGAAUACCUUCUUUUCUAAACCUCCAGGACUAUUUACCAGAAAUAUUUAUCAUGUUAACAUUUAGAAGCUAUCCAUUAUAGAGAAAAUACUAUAGAUCAACUAAAAAAUGGAUUUUGGAUUAUUUAUAUCCCUAUUAUCUAAACCACAAGAUUUUUUAGAGCUAGUAUUUAACUCCACACAUUAUUAUCAUCAGUAUUCAAUUCCAAUUAUUAACAUCAUUUGUAAUUAUACACCAAUAAAAAUAUAGAGGGCCAUGAGAUCAAUAUGCUUACCUCUCUGCAUCCAGUAAUGCUCCUAGCUGCUGCACACAAUCUGGACUGAGACUGCUGGGUUUUUAAACCCCACUACAAAUGACAUCACUUACUUUAAUUGAAUUAACUAAACUUAGAGUACUAACUGAUUAAUUUCCAUACCUAAUUGAUAUUAUGUCCUGAAUUCACUAAAAUACAGUGAAGUGCUUGUUGUGGUGUUACCUUUAGUCCAUGGGGAGUAUUCCAUUAGCGCCAUCUUUUUCGGAGCUAUCAAAUGUACCCCUCUUCGUAUUCAAUUGGGGGCCAUUUAUGCUCGUUUUUAAGGCAUUUUCGCCAAUGCCUUUUCAAUUCUUUUUCUUAGUGAAAAGGCAUUGGCGAAAAAUGCCUAAAAAUCAGCAAAAACGGCCCACUAACUGAAUACUCCUCUAUUUAUUUAUUUUAAGAAUGAGCUUAUUUAGAAUGAGAUUUGGAGGAAACACUCCUCUCAUAUUAUCCUACAAAUGCUGUUCGCAAAAUUCCUAAGAGAGCACUAGAGUAAAUAUUACUUUAAGACUUUAUUCAAAAUCUUCCUAAUCUACAUCUUACCUUACAUAUCGAUACUGAAAAAAAUUGCGCUCACCAGAUUAGCAAAAGAACCGUUACAAUUAUUUGGGGUAAUUUUUCUUAAAAUAUCAGUUUGCAUCAGAGUGAAGUUUAGUUGAAGGCCAUGUAUUGUAGUAUAAUUGCUAAAUGUUGCCGGUAUACUUUGCUUAUUGUCACAAAUAAAUGUCCGCAAAAUACA
Molecule: messenger RNA, 5252 nt
Organism: Pseudophryne corroboree (corroboree frog)
Lineage: Eukaryota; Metazoa; Chordata; Amphibia; Anura; Myobatrachidae
Gene: SLC22A16
Product: solute carrier family 22 member 16
Exons: 9
Coding region: 389-2092 (567 amino acids)
Biological process (GO): transmembrane transport
Cellular component (GO): membrane
Source: RefSeq, a predicted model, not a curated record